Cuscuta epithymum is the source of this 8391-nucleotide messenger RNA. Lineage: Eukaryota; Viridiplantae; Streptophyta; Magnoliopsida; Solanales; Convolvulaceae. The record is from the annotation of a GenBank genome assembly.
GAAAAAAAUUGACCCGAGGCCCGGCCCGGCCCGGACCCGGUGGCUACCCGGGCCCACCUUUUCAGAACCGCCGGCCCGAGUCCACCACUGGGCUUGACAAGAUUCCAGUAAAGAGCACAACAAUUGAUUCUUAGAUACCGAAUUACGGAUUGUGAUUUUUCUUUGUAAAAUUGUGUUGUGAGUUUAUACUUAAAGUUAUGGUGGUUUAGUGGUUAUAGUUAUUUUAAAAUUUGCUCUUUAUAAGUUAUAUUUACUAAUGUAUAAAUAUGAUAUAAAUAAUUAGUGCUACAUUACUAUUAUGAUUUGACGGGAAAAGGAAGCAAGAAUUCUGGGCUUUUACGAGAAAACAUAAUAAAGAGGAUAAGAUUGUAUAAUCUUUUGCCAGAUUCUAUGAAUAGGUAUGUAAUAAAACAUUCUCCUUCGGUAUCAAAUAAAAAGUUAGAGACUAAUGAUAUAGAUGAGCAUAAAGCAUUGAUAUCGAAAAUGAAAAUAAAAAUCACGGUUAAAACGUCAUUAAUAAAGAUUCAAGUGUUAGAUGAUGAGAAUGUCAGUGGUGAGAAAGACACUUGUACAAUUAUAGUUUUAUCUAUUACAUAUGAGAAUAUACAUUUUGGAGUACUUAUAUCAUAUGUAAGUUAAUUAUUACCCUUUACAAUCUGUUAUGAGUACAUUCAGUAGUAAUUACUUUAAUUCAUAUUUUAUUUUAUUAUCGAUUUCAAGUAUUAUCUAAAUUCAUUCUUUGUUUGGGGCACCAAAAUUCUCAUAGACGGCCCUCUAAGAUACUAUGGUUCAUGGAGUAUGCGCAUAGCCGAAUCCAUGAUUUGGAAGACGUUAGAAGUCAUCAUCAUUUCAAAUGAUCCUAUAGUAAUUCCACGGCAUAAGCUACAUCUUUGAGCUAUAGUGAAUACAAAAUGGUCUUAAUACUUCUCUUUCUGGGCCUUUUAACACACAAUUAUGGUCUAAAGUGAAAAAAUGUUCAUUUGUUUUCUUCUUUGAAUAAGAUUUAGAAAGAAUUUAAUGGCAUAAGGCAGACAGAAAUUACAAUUGGUUCCUAUUUCUUUGUUCUCCUUUGGCUAUAAUAUUUAAAAAAGAAUAAACUUUGAUGAGUUCAUUUGUUUUCUUCUUUGACUAGGACUUUGGUAAGAAAAUAAUAAUAAAUGAAUUUCUUUUCUUAUUGUGCUAUGUUGUUGAACAACAAUCAUGGCCAAAGAGAAUUUUUCUCUCUACUCUUUUUUCUCUUCAUAGGCUAAAACUUUUUUAGCCUAUGACAACAAGAAGAGAAAAACUGCAUUUAUUGUUCAUUUAUUUUCAACUCCUACUAAGAUUGGCUUUGAACCUAAAAAUGGUAAGAAAAAUUGAUAACACUUGCUUUUCUUCUCUUCUUGGCCUACAACCUAUAUAUAAACAUUGUGAUGGUUGAGAAAAAAUCAACUUAUUUUGAACACCGUAAGAGUAAGUAAAUUAGGUGGCAUCUUUUUCUUUGCAGUAAUUUUUUUUUUUGUUCUAUUGGUCUAAAAUUUCAAAAUGCGAUUAUAGUUCUUCCCAAUUAAGAGGUUUGAAUAACAUGGACUUAUUGGGAACUUGAGAAUAUGGUUCGAUGAAGAUUUGUCUUUUGAUUUUUCUCAUCUUAAAAGUUCUUUACUAAAACCUUACCUGGGACGUUAAAUACUGCCUUAAAAUGGGGGUUCCCACAGUGUGAGUGCUAUGUAACAUGCUCAACAAAACACACUAAUUAAUUAUUAUUGUGUUUUGUAAGCAUACAUUAAUUAUUCUUAGAAAAGUGAACCACAAACACCAGAAUAACAAUGACAAUAAACGUCACUUUUCUUCUUUUCUCAUUAGUUCUUUUGUUGUCUUAAUGGGAAUAUGUGAAAAAAUGCAGAUAAUUUGAAAAUUUAAUUCUGACGCUCAUGAGUUUAGACAAAGCCAAAUACUGAUCUCAAAUUCUUGAGUAAUAUACAAGUGUAAUUGGAAUUUAGGUAUUUUGAAAAUUUAAUCUAGAUGCUCAUGAGUGUAGACUUCAAAUUGAAGAUGUAAAAGAUAGCAUCUUACAAAUGAAGUUUUCAUGAAAUAGCUUUGAUGUUGGUUCUCAAUUAAAAUCUUGGAUUCCAAUAAAGCGGCUGAAAAGUGUUUUUUCAGGGAGAUUGUUUUCCCAAUAAGUAAACAUCCAAUUGUAAGUUAUGUGCCAUGUAUCAUUAAAUACAGCAAAGGAAUGGAAUAAUGCAUUAAAUUAUCAGUAAUAAAUUUGUACAUCAAUAGUUUUGAAUAAAGUAUGUUUAUCAGAUUUGAUGUAUGCUUGGAUGUAUGUAAUAGAAUAAUUUGUAUAUGAAAAAUACUAUUCCUUCACACAAUUACAUACACACAUGGUAUACAUUUAGAAAGAAACCCAAUUAUCUUGUGUUAGUAAAUGGAUUAUUUAUUUGGUUUUUUCUAAACAGUGCAUAAUAUCCUCAAAGUUGUGGCAUGUUUGAUUUUGCAAUGAUUAACACAUGCGCGUUCUAUAAAAUGUGCUAUUUUUCUGCUAUUAGAUUUAUAUUACUUGAUUUCUUUGGAACAAUUUCCAAUCAUGGAAGGUCGAUUGUAAUUUAUGUGGAGUUCGCCAGAAUCCCUACUCUUUAAGAGUUUUACGACAUUCACAUGCUCUACUUUCACUACAUUUUACGAUAUUAUUUUAUGAAAUUAUUUAAAAAAAAAUAUUAUUCAAUUCAUCUUAUUACAAAUUUUCAAAAUUUGAUUUUUAAUUUUUUACUAAUAGAGAUUAAGAUAUAAUUACGAUCAAAGACGUGUGUUGACAAAUGUGAAAUGUUGACCAUUGGAACUAAAAAAGAACAAAGGAAGUAUAAUUGUAUACUAUUAUAAGUUCUUUUUUACCAAACGUAUGUAUAUGAGUUAAAUAUACAUAUGGUUACAUAUAAGGGCCGAUAUAGCUCUAGGCCAGGUAGGGCCAGGCGCAACCUAAAAAAAAUUACUAGCAUAUACAAGUAUAUGUAUUAUACUAUAUGUAGUGUUGUUAAAUAAUGGUAUAAUUACAAAUGAAGUCAAUUUGGGUAUAAAUUCCGUGUUAGCAAGAUGGAAGUGUUAUUGGAAAUACUGCAUGCAAAGGAAUAAUAAAUAAAUAAUUAAGGGAAAACGUAAGAUUACUUGUAACCGAGCCCAAUGUAAACGUUGUUUCCUUAAGACGUUUUUGCCCGACACACGUAGCAAGCUUCUCCUAGGAUAGAACGGUUCUUCGCUCCCAAAGGGAUUCUGGCGAACUCAAAGAUACAUGGAAGAUGAGAGAAUAUGGAGGAUUGAGUGUUGAUUUUCGGAUAUCCCAAAAUUGAAGACAAGGCGGGUAUUUAUAGAACUCUGGCCAGGAGUCUCUAACCCAAAAGACACCUAUUAAAAGAAAGUUCAUGACCUUUCUUUUAAAACGAAUAGUUGUGUCUUCUAUUUGGUUUUAUUCGAAAAGGAAUAAAAACGUAGCAAAAUAAUCUCCAGUCUUUAGCCAUACGAAGAUGUCCGGUGAGACUCGAACCCGACCCGAGCCAGCCGACUUACGGCGCCGGUGUGAGCGGGUUAAAUAUAAUUCCACGCUUAUCUUUCGGGGAACAAUUUCUCAUUCAUUUCAGAAUGGUUUUUCCAAAUAAUAUUAAUGACCAUAAUAUUAAUUUGUAAAACCAUUUUUCCAACAACCCCCCCACAUGAAUGGGAAAUUGGCUUAAAGACAGGAAACAGAUUGGAAUUUGACAUGGGAAGAUGGGAACUCUGCAUAGGGUUAGGUAGUCGUGAAACUUUGAACCUACCUUAGUGUAUAUCCAUCGGAUUUACAGGCCAAUCAGUGACCAUUUCUGCCUUGAACUGUCUGCCUUAGCGUAAACCUAUACAAUGAAUAACACACAGAGCCCCGAGUGCAUCUUUGGUUCUCACGUUUGUGUUCGUUUCGGCCUUGAACACCUCCUGGUUCAGCUAGUGUUUUCAAGAGUAUAUCGUGCACCGGAGAAUUUAUCUCGUGCCAUAGACUCUCAUAGAAGCGGCUUUCUUCCACCAGCAUAGGUGAUCUCUAUGGAAGGUAUCAUGUCAUACACUCAUACCUUACUUGAACUUAUCAAGAUAUAGAGAUCAUUAAAAGCGUAACUUACCCUAAGUGCUCAUGACAUGAGUGUACUAUAUCUUGGCUAGUACCGCCCGAGCCAGUCCACGGUUGUGUUUUCCCUUUGAACCUAAUUAUGAGGCACUCUCAAUAAUAGGUAGGGUUUCCCCAUGGACUUUUUAUUGGAUCAUUGGCCGUAGGCCCAUUGCUCCUUGACGUUUCGACCAACUCUCUCGGUAGAGGUUUGGUUAGCGGAUCCGCAAUAUUUUCUUUCGACUUAACAUAGUCAAGAGAGAUUAUCCCAUUUUAAUUAGUUUUCUAAUGGUAUUAUGUCUACGACGGAUGUGUCUAGAGUUACCAUUAUAAACUGCAUUCCUUGCCCUUCCAAUUGCAGCUUGACUAUCACAAUGAAUGGAUAUUGGAUGGACAGGCUUUUCCCAACAAGGAAGAUCUUCCAAAAACUCUCUCAACCAUUCAGCUUCUUCUCCAGCCUUAUCUAAGGCAAUGAAUUCAGCUUCCAUGGUAGAUCUGGCAAUACAUGUUUGUUUGGAAGAUUUCCAUGACACGGCACCACGACACAUAUCCACUUGUUGAUUAUGUAUCCUUGGAAUCGGAUAUUCAAUUUGCAUCAGUAUAUCCCUCUAGCACGACUGGAUAUUUUUGAAAAUGUAAACCAUAGUCUUUGGUGUACAUCAAAUACCCAAGCAGCCUUAUAAGCACUUUCCAGUGUUCUUGAGCUAUAUCGGGUCGUGUUCCAUUCAUGACAUAUGUCAAACAUCCUAUGACCCGAGGAUAGUCAUCUUGUGAUACACUUUCUCCUCUAUUUUUACUGAGGUGAACACUGGAAUCAAAAGGAGUUCUCAUGGGUUUGAUAUCAUACUUCUUGAAUCUCUCAAGCAUUUUCUCAAUGUAGUGUGAUUGAGAUAAUAUCAACCCUUCAGGUGUUCUGAUGAUUUUAAUUCCUAGAAUGACAUCAGCAACACCGAGAUCCUUCAUUUCAAAUUUCCUGGCCAACAUACUUUUGGUAGCCUUUAUCAAAUUACUAUUACUACAAAAAAUGAGCAUAUCAUCUACGUAUAGACAGACUAUGACGUAGUCAAUUUGAUUGCCUUUCACGUACACGCACUUGUCAGCCUCAUUGAUCUUAAAUCCAUUUGACAGCAUUACACUGUCAAAUUUAUCAUGCCAUUGUUUGGGGGCUUGCUUUAACCCAUAAAGAGAUUUUACUAAGCGACAAACCUUUCUUUCUUUUCCGGGGACAAUAAAACCUUCAGGUUGUUGCAUGUAAAUCUCUUCUUCUAAGUCACCGUUCAAGAAUGCAGUUUUUACAUCCAUUUGAUGGAUUUCCAAACCCUUCAAUGCAGCUAUUGCCAAUAACAUUCUAAUUGAAGUUAUUCUUGUAACUGGUGAAUAAACAUCAAAGUAAUCAAACUCCCCUUUUUGGUUGUAUCCUUUGACAACCAAUCGAGCUUUGUAUUUCUCAAUUGUUCCAUCAGUUCUUCUUUUCUUUUUGAAGAUCCAUUUACAUCCUAGAGGUUUAGAUCCAGGAGGCAAAUCUACCACUUUCCAAACGUGGUUAGACAUGAUGGAAUCAAUUUCACUUUUGAUAGUCUCUUGCCAUUGUGCAGCGUCUGGUGAAGACAUGGCUUCCUUAUAAGUUUGAGGCUCAUUAUCUAAUAGGUACACAACAAAAUCGGGUCCAAAAUUCUUAGAUUUUCUAGCCCUUUUGCUGCGUCCCAUUUCACAUUCUUCCGCCACUUCAUUAUUAUCAUUUAUAGAAUAAAAAAAUCUCUUAUGUGAAUUGGUUUCUUCAACAUGGGUUGGAAUGAAAACAUCCAUGUCGGAGGAGACAACUUCACAAUCUCAUUAUAUGAUUUGUGGACAAGGAAACGAUAUGCACUACUAUUUUGUGCAUAUCCAACAAAGACACAAUCAAUGGUCUUUGGUCCAAGUUUAGUUCUUUUAGGUUUAGGAAUAGCUACUUUCGCUAGACAUCCCACCACCCUCAAGUAAUUGAAACUUGUUUUUUCCCCUUUCCAUAACUCAUAUGGAAUCUUGUGUGUUUUCUUGUGGGACAUUCUAUUUAGAAUGUAGUUGGCGGCUAAGACAGCAUCCCCCCACAAGUUGUUUGGAGCACGAGAGCUAACUAACAUGGCAUUAACCAUGCCCUUUAACGUUCUAUUUUUCCUCUCGGCGAUUCCAUUAGAUUGAGGUGUAUAAGGAGUAGUAGUUUGAUGAAUUAUUCCAUUAUAAUUCAACCGAUGUAUUGUCAACCAUUUUAAAGUCUAAGAAAUGCCUGACAAUAAACUUCUUUUUGCCGGCAUCCUCAGUCUUGUAUUUUUUCUCAAGUGAUUCCCACAAUUCUUUUGCCGUUUUUAUAUCGGCAUACACAGAGUAUAAAGAGUCAUCAAGUCCGUUUAGGAUAUAAUUUCUACACAAGAAAUCCGAAUAUUUCCACGCAUCCACCGCGGCUACUUUUUCCUUAUCAGUCUCGCCUUCCUCUAAAAUAGGUUGGCUUUCGGAGAGACACUUUGCCAAAUUCAACGUUGUUAAAUAAAAUAGCAUUUUCUAAUGCUUCAGUACAUGUACAUGAGGUUUAGUGCACAGAAGCAGGGGUAUUUUGCAGGUCUUAGACCCUUAAUUGGGUUAGAUGGCUGCCAUUUGAAAACACCUAUGGGAGGGCAACUACUAUGUGCUGUAGCUAGGGAUGGAAAUGAAAACAUGUUUCCUCUUGCUAUAGCAUAUGUGGAUAGUGAAGAUAAAGCUUCAUGGACUUGGUUCUUGCAAGUAUUGUUUCAAGACUUUGGCAGGCCAGAGGAAACUAACUGGGUUUUCAUGUCUGACAAACAAAAGGGUUUAGUUGAGGCAUUUAAGGCUGUGUCACUUGCUAAUGAACACAGAUACUGUGUGAAGCACAUGUAUGAGAACUACAAGAAAAUCUUUAGAGGGGCUGAGUACAAAAAGAAGCUCUGGUUUGCAGCUAGCACUGGAAGUCUGAGGUCAUGGGAGAGGCAAAUGGAAGGAAUAAAGAAGUUUGAUGAGGCUGCUUACAACUGGAUUAUGCAGUAUGACCCAAGUACUUGGAGCAGAUCUCAUUUUUCAAUUCAAGCACAGUCUGAUGCUUUGCAGAAUAACAUAUGUGAGUCAUUCAAUGCAUACAUACUUAGAGCUAGAGAUAUGCCUAUUUUGAGCAUGUUUGAGUGGAUUAGAAGAAGGUUGAUGGCUAGGUUUCAUGUUAAGUACACUGCCAUGAGUAAGUAUAAGGGUAAUAUAUGUCCUAAUAAGCAGGAUCUACUAGAAAAAUUCAAAUUUGAAAGUAGGAAUUGCUUUUCUACUCCUGUUGGGGAUAACUUGUUUGAGGUUGAUUUCUAUGACACUAGCCAUGUGGUUAAUCUUAGAGACAAGACUUGUACAUGUCGAAGGUGGGAUUUGAAUGGGAUCCCUUGUAAGCAUGGAGUGUCUGCGAUAUAUGCCAAUAGAGAGAAACUUGAAGACUAUGUGAGUGUUUUUAUGCUAAAUCCACCUAUUUGGCAGUGUAUAAACACAUAAUCCAUCCUCUACCAAGUAAAGAUGAGUGGGAGAGAACAGAUACUCCAGAUAUUGAGCCCCCAAUUCCUAAAAAACCUGCAGGAAGACCCAAGAAAAAAAGGAUUAAACAACCUGAUGAAACAAGGAAUCCCUAUAAGGUGUCUAGGGCAGGUAAGCAGGUCAUAUGUGGCAAUUGCAAGCAAGUGGGUCACAAUGUUAGAGGGUGUAAGACUUUCAUAACUGGGGAAACACCAUGGCAAAGGAGAAAGAGGUUAGGAAAACAAAAAUCUGCCAAAACAACCCUAGGUGGUGAUGAUGACACAGCUGACCCAACCUCUCAUGACCUAGAGCAGACUGAGAAUAAUGAAACUUUUUAUAUGUCAACUCCCAUUGCCCAUGAUCCAGUUUCCCAAAGGGAUGAAGGAAGAACAAAGAAGAAAAGAAGAAUAAGCAGUUCACAACCACCUCAACCAUCAGCCAGAAGAAUGACUAGGUCCUCAAGUUCACAACCCUCAAUGGAUCCAGAGCACUAAGGAUGGAGUGAGGGGAAAGAAGUAAUCAUGCAGUUGUAGUGUAGGGAGAUGAAGAUUGGUACUUUAGAAGAUGUGUUAUGUUUACAGUUCACUUUUAUGUACUCGUCAAUCAUGCUUUUUAUGAGCAUGUGUUUUGUAAUGAAACUUAUGUAACAAACAUCUUUGGCAUGUGUUUUGUUAUGAAGUUGUUGUAUGACAUUGGCAGCUAAGUUCUUUUGGGUCCAAUGUUACUUGUUAUGAAGUUCUUAAACCACUGGC